Molecule: messenger RNA, 754 nt
Organism: Rotaria sordida
Lineage: Eukaryota; Metazoa; Rotifera; Eurotatoria; Philodinida; Philodinidae
Source: the annotation of a GenBank genome assembly
AUGAUUGCAAACGAUGUUGAAAAUACAACUAGUAGUAGUAUUAGCAAUAUUACUACUCUUUCACAGCCAUUAACAACUGCAACAUCAUCAAGUGAUAUUUAUACAAAUUAUUCAUCAAUCAAUACAUUAAUUACAACUGAUACUCGACGAAGUGUUCGUCUUUCAGACAAAUCUUCGAAAAGACCAUCAUUAUCAAAUCAAUUAAAUAUCCAUCGAACAAUAUCUGGUGGUGUUGCUAAUAAUUAUUCACCAAAAUUAAAUGCUCGUAAACGAAAUCCAGGUGGCACUGAUACUCAAGGUACAACAACUAGUUCUAUUAGUUAUUCAACAAUGGUAUCUGAUGAUAAUGGUGGUAUUAACCAAAGUAACAAUAAUGAUAGCACGACUUAUCAAGAUCUUCUUCCAUCGGAUCAAUCUGACGAUGAUGAAAUGUUAACAAACAAUAUUCUAAUGAUUAAACAAAACUCGACUGGACUAUUGACCAGAACUGAAGUAUUAUCUUAUUUUAUAGCACAAGAAAAUGGUUAUAAAUGCAAAUUAUGUAACAACGUAAGUCUCAGUUUUUAAACUCUGAUAUGCAUAUACGAAAUAUUUUUCUAAAUAUAGAAAAAAAAAUGAAUAUAUAUGUGUAUGUGUAUGUAUAUAAAAACAGCAUUCUAGAACUGCUAUCUCGAGCUCUAUAGAGAAUAUUGUUAGUGUAACUAGUAUAGUUGAAAAUCUGUGUCUCUAAACUAACAUGCUCCACGAUGUACUC